Molecule: messenger RNA, 2120 nt
Organism: Micropterus dolomieu (smallmouth bass)
Lineage: Eukaryota; Metazoa; Chordata; Actinopteri; Centrarchiformes; Centrarchidae
Product: ras-related protein Rap-1b
Exons: 8
Coding region: 134-688 (184 amino acids)
Biological process (GO): Rap protein signal transduction; negative regulation of synaptic vesicle exocytosis; cellular response to cAMP
Cellular component (GO): plasma membrane
Molecular function (GO): GTP binding; GTPase activity; GDP binding
Source: RefSeq, a predicted model, not a curated record
CGCGUCUAGCUUGACGUCAGCGCGCAGCGGCAGCAGGAGGGAGCGGCUCUGAUAGAGCGACAUCCACAGAGAGUGGGGGAGAGAGAGAGAGAGAGCAGCGGAGCGGACGGGUGGAUGACUACAGACAGUCAGGAUGCGUGAAUACAAACUGGUUGUUUUAGGAUCAGGAGGAGUCGGCAAGUCAGCUCUGACUGUCCAGUUUGUUCAGGGGAUCUUUGUGGAGAAGUACGACCCGACGAUAGAGGAUUCCUACAGGAAGCAAGUCGAGGUCGAUGGACAGCAGUGCAUGUUGGAGAUCCUGGAUACAGCAGGAACAGAGCAGUUCACUGCGAUGAGAGACCUGUACAUGAAGAACGGCCAGGGUUUCGCUCUGGUUUACUCCAUCACGGCUCAGUCGACCUUCAACGACCUCCAGGACCUCCGAGAGCAGAUCCUCAGAGUGAAGGACACCGAGGACGUGCCUAUGAUUCUGGUUGGAAAUAAGUGCGACCUGGAGGUGGAGCGUGUGGUGGCCAAAGAGUCCGGCAUCGGCCUUGCCCGCCAGUGGAAUUCCUGCGCCUUCCUGGAGACUUCAGCCAAAAGCAAGAUCAACGUCAACGAGAUCUUCUAUGACCUUGUGCGACAGAUUAACAGGAAGAGUCCAGUUCCAGGGAAGACUCGCAAAAAGUCCACCUGUCAACUUCUCUAAUGACAGUUUUCUGCUCACCUGACCAACAACCAACCAACCAACCCAUCACACCACAUCUUCCAGCUGGCCACGCCCCUUUAACAUGUCAUCGUCAACAUCAGCCGCCUCUGACCUCUGUUCCCGUGAUGACCACAUCUCCUAUCCCCUCACCACACUGUCCGACGAAGACGGUUGCCUUGGAAACAUUCAAACCAAACAUCAAAAAACUGUGGCGGCGAUGAUGACGAUAAUGAUUCUGCUGUUGCAGGAGUGGGAGCUGUCCAAACAACCGCCCAAAUUUAAACAACGGUUCCCAUCAUACUCUCUGCUAGGCCAUUUUGCGCUGGGGAGUGGCUUCUUGCUUUUAAUUUUAAAUGUGUCUUUCCUUUUCUUUCUUUUUUUUUUUUCCUUUUACUUAUUUUCCAGUAGUCCUGAGCCAAUCACACGUGUUUUGACCACUUCACAGUUAGCAUAACAUGGCUGACUCUGUGUGUGUGUGGGGCUCUGGUAGAACCUGUGGAUCCAUACAGUGGCUAUUAUUACAGUGGUUAUUAUUAUGAUUCUGUAUGAAAAAAUAUAAAAGUCAAUUAUUGUUUUUGUUUUUUGGGGUCGGGGUGGGGGAUUGGGGUGUGCGGCAGAUUGCGAAGUCGGCUCACCGUGCUAGUAGCUUUGAGCUAACGUCAGUUACCUGACAGUUACAAGAGUGAAUUGGCAAUAUUCUGCUAAUGCCAACCAUCAAAAUCUACCAUUUUUUGGUUCGUUAGCUUUGCUUUGAUAUUUUUAAAGAUGUUAAUCUGUACUUAGCUUGUGUAGCUUUGGGCUACCUUGUUAGCGUAGCAACUAGUAAAACACAUUAGAAAGAUUUGGUGGGAUGUUAGCAUUAUUAGUAUAUCCCUAAAAAACUGAGGGUAGCGUUUGGCCAAGGGCUAGCUCCUAGUUCCAGUAGCAGAUGAAAUGCAUUCAGAUUGUUAGGAGGGAAUGCUAACUGUCAAAAUAUUUGGUUUGUUAGCAUGUUUUUAAAGAUGUUAAUCUGUACUCAGCUUAUGUAGCUUUGGGCUACCUUGUUAGCCUAGCAGCUAGAAAAAUAAAUUAGAAAUAUUGUGAACAAAUUUAGCUGUUUGUGGGGUGUUAGCAUUAUUAGUGUAUCCCUAAAGAAACUGGUGGUAGCUGUUGGCCAAGGGCUAGCUCCUAGUUUUAGUAGCACAUGAAAUGCAUUGGCAUUGUUGGAAGGGAAUGCUAAUUAUGCUAACACACUGUAAUUGUUUGUUAACAGCAUUUAGUUUCAAAACAUUAACAAUGAAACACUUGCAACAUUUUAACAAAUCAAACAGUGUACAAAAUGUAUUUCAAAGAGCUGUUAGUUGUGGGCUAGCUUGUUGGCUAAUAGCCAAUGCAAUAUAUUUGGUAUGUUGUGAGGGAAUGCUAACAACAUCAAAUAAACAAUUAAAUGAUA